UUAAACCUGUGAGCUUCUGCAAUCUCUCUAAUGGCGCGUACGAAACAGACUGCAAGGAAAUCCACCGGAGGAAAGGCUCCGAGGAAGCAAUUGGCUACCAAGGCGGCUCGGAAAUCUGCUCCAGCGACUGGAGGCGUGAAGAAACCCCACAGAUUCAGGCCUGGAACGGUCGCUUUGAGAGAGAUCCGGAAGUACCAGAAGAGUACCGAGCUUCUUAUCCGAAAGCUUCCAUUCCAACGUUUGGUUAGGGAGAUCGCUCAGGACUUCAAGACUGAUCUUCGUUUCCAAAGCUCCGCGGUUUCAGCGCUUCAAGAAGCUGCGGAGGCUUAUCUGGUCGGGCUCUUUGAAGAUACUAACCUCUGUGCGAUUCAUGCGAAAAGGGUUACGAUUAUGCCCAAAGAUAUCCAGCUUGCUCGUCGGAUUAGGGGUGAGCGUGCUUAAAAUGCAACUCUCUCUGUUAUUUUCUUGGUGAAUCACUUACUAAUAUUGUAUAGUGAACCGUUU
This is a messenger RNA of Telopea speciosissima, 504 nucleotides long. RefSeq names its product histone H3.2. The transcript has a single exon. Lineage: Eukaryota; Viridiplantae; Streptophyta; Magnoliopsida; Proteales; Proteaceae. The record is from RefSeq and is a predicted model, not a curated record. Gene Ontology annotation, cellular component: nucleosome. Gene Ontology annotation, molecular function: DNA binding; structural constituent of chromatin; protein heterodimerization activity. Bases 31 to 441 code for a protein of 136 amino acids.